CCGUGUGCGGCUGGUACUGGUACGGAGUGCGAUUAUCAAUGGAACACACACCGUAUCUGGCAACCUGUGAUAAGUUUGUUUAGUGCGGACAAAUUCCAUUUAGUUCGGAAGCAUUCAGUGAUAAGUAGGGGAAUUGUUUUGUAGCAAACAAAAGUGUAAUCGAAGCGAAAUGGCUGACGUUAUGCUGGAGCUAUCGGCCUGGGAAGAUUUGGCCAACAUUCCGGCAGACCCGCCUAGGAUGAGGCCGCUGUGCAGCAAAUGUUGCCGACCCGUGCAAGUGUGCUGGUGUGCCGCUUUACCCCCCGAGCCGCUGAAUCCUGCCGGGCGCAUCGUACUGCUGCAACAUCCGGCCGAAGAGAAGCGAUCGCUACGCACCGCCCCGAUGCUGUCCGUUGGGCUCGCCCCCGGCAAGUGUCUCAUUUACAAGGGCAAAAGGUUCCCCAACACCCGGCACGAUGCGGAGCUGGAGGCGAUCCUGGCCGACAAACGGUCGCUGCUGCUCUAUCCCAGCGCCAGCUCGGUCCCGAUCGAGCAAAUCGAUCCGGCCGGCGGGCCGUACAAUCUGAUCCUGCUCGAUGGCACGUGGCCACAGGCGAAAGCUAUCUACCACUGCUCGACCGCUCUGCAUGGAAUGCGCCAGGUGAAGCUGGUAUCGUCCGGCACGAGUAGCUACAUCAUCCGCACCCAGCCGACCGAAGGCUGUCUCAGCACGCUGGAAACGGCUAUCCAGGCGCUCAGCGCGCUCGAACGCGACGACCGAUACCGGGAGCAGCUGCUCCAGCCGCUGCACGUGCUCUGCCAGUACCAGCUCGCCAACGGGGCAGUCACGCACCAGUCGAAAGAGUUCCUGAUCCGCCACAACCAGUACCCGAAGCUGAUCGGGCGGCGGUUGAAUCGGUUGCUGAAGCACGCGGACAACUUUAAGGACGACCCAUCGGACGGGACGGAACGGAAGCACUCGACGUAGAAAUAGGGACAGAACUCUUUACCGCGGUAAAUCCAGCAUCAGAACACGAUGAUUUUACUUUUUUUUAAAUCAUUUUAUUAUACCACUUUGUAUUGUACUGAUUUCGUAACAUAAAAUAGAGCAUAGCUUUAUUAUGUGUA
Anopheles gambiae (African malaria mosquito) is the source of this 1107-nucleotide messenger RNA. RefSeq names its product tRNA-uridine aminocarboxypropyltransferase 2 (gene Dtwd2). The coding region runs from base 170 to 967 and encodes 265 amino acids. The record is from RefSeq and is a predicted model, not a curated record. Lineage: Eukaryota; Metazoa; Arthropoda; Insecta; Diptera; Culicidae. The transcript has 2 exons.